CUUGGUUCUAAGGCGCUCCCGCUCUGCUUUUCAAAGCUAUGUAGGAGAAUAGUGGGCGAGCUGGAAAACAAAUCGGCGCAUACGCAGACUCAUUCAGCGCAAUUUGGUGUGACGUCACGGGGGUCGAAAAUGGCCGCAGUUAAGUAUGAAGAACGGAGCUUAUUUGUGACAGUUUUUUAGUUAUAUUACGGAUAAAGGCGAAGUCUAUGCAGCGCUUAAGAACAUCCACAAGAGGACUGUCUACUGGGAAGGUUCCAAAAUGGCUCGUGCAGGGGAAGAAUAUUUUGAUUUUACCUUUAUGGACUGUGUACUGGACACCUUUCCAGGAGAUUUGGAAUAUCAGCAGAUCCUUGAUGAAAUUGAUGAAAAACUAAAGGAAAACGCACUGUGCAUGGAAGAAAGUUUGCAGAAUUUUAAACUGGAAAUCAAUGAAAUGUGUGGUAGUGAGGUGUUGAAGAAUGAUAAUGACUGUCUCUUUUGGAUUAAUAAUUACCACACCAGCCAUCCUAAACCACAAGAAGCACCCCACUGUGAAGUCUUAGAAUUCCUUAAAACUUUGCAACAUUUCCUAAAAAACAAUGAAAACCAGGAGGAUAUAAUACUUCAGCUUCUAUCAGAACUCAACACUGAGUGCAAAGUAUCCUUCCCAUUUUCCCCCAGCGGAGGCUCAUCUCAUUGCAUCUCCCAAACCUCUUUACAUGCUGUUGAUGAUAAUUUCCCCAUGGACAUACAAACAGCGUGGGAUGAUGUAAGGCUGCAUUUGCGACGUUAUCUAGUGGGAAAAUUACAAAACUGUAGUAACUUUACCUCGGAAUCUAAUAUUGAAGUGAAAACACAAUGUUUGCAACAGUUUUUGUUUCUUUACCCUGAAAAAGAUGUCCUCACAAAAUACCAGAAUAUUCAGCAGAAUCUGUUAGUUACUCUUACGCAUUUUGGGGAUAGAAGAGUUGACACAGCAUUUAAUAUUUACCAGGAUGCUGUUCCUAAAGUCAUCUCAAUGAUUGUAGAUGACUUAAAUUUGUUAAGAAAUAUUGUAGAUACUUCAUUAAUAAUUAAAUUUAUUAAAGAAACAUUUUUUGAGGCUAUCACUGAGGAAAUGAAGGCAUUUGUUGAUGUACUUUCUGAAAACAGAACAGAAGAAAGUUCCCUAAAUCCAGUAAAAACAGUUAAGGGCAAGCAAAAGCUAAAAAUGUCCUCUGCUGUUUCCGCUGCUGUGAAUCAUCAGGAAACAAGGAAACAAACUGGAUUAUAUUUAUCUUUAGAUAAACUGAAAUCUUUGGUUGGUUUCAUCAGACUCUUUUUGUCGCUUGAAGAACAAGUAGAAAAGGCUGCCUCUGAAAUAUUAUUCCUCAAAUGUUCUCCAAGUGAAGUAAAAGGAAAUAUAGAUGGAAAUUCGAAGAGAAAUUGGGGCGAAGGUAGAUCAAAUGAAGCCUGCAUGCCGAAUGAGAGUUUGCCACAAAUUACAGAUAUGCCCACCUUCAAAUUUGAUUGGAAAAAUAUUUUGAAUUCAGUAGUUCACCCUUUACUGAAAUGCUUACCUGCUGAAUUGGAAAGCAUUGCUGUUAGAAUUCUUCAACAGGAAAACGAAGAGUAUUCUUCUGUUGAUGGCUUACAGAUUAACCUAGUUAUGGUUGAUACAUCAUGCAGUCACAAUGGGGCAGCUGCAGAGAGGCAGAAACCAAAGAAAGUUGCAAAGUUUUGUUUUAACAUUAUCGAAGAAUUUGACUCCAUACUUCCACUGGCUCUGGCAUGCCAGGAUGUCUCCCUUCUGGAUGUAAGAGCUUGCUUUUUAGAGGCAUUUAGCAAAGUGGCAGCAUUGAUCCUAGCAAAGUUGGAAGAGCACCACAAAGAGUUUCCAUGCAAGGCUUCAUUACAAUCCAUGUAUGCUACUCUAUCUACUGCUAUCUACGUUCUCCAUCAUUUAAACUACUAUUCUGUCCAAAUGAGUAAGAAAUCUUUGUUUUUAGUGGCAGUCCAAAGAUACCAGGAAUUCAUAAAUAACCUUCAGGCUGACGUUAUACAAUACUGCAUCAGUGUUUGUUCAACAAGUAUAUUCCAGGAUGCAGAGAGUCAUAACUGGGAUGACAACAAAGAGUUUUAUGAGGGAGAACGCUGCUCAUUUUCUAUCCAGAUGUGGCAUUACUUUUGCUGUGGACUUCGGCAUGAUCUAUGGACUAUAUUGCCUCCACUUCUUGCUCAAGACAUAUUCAAAGAAGUAGUAGAACAAACAUUGGCUUUGCUGACAUUCAGAUAUUCCCAGGUUCAUCCUAACUACAAACGAGUAUCUCAGAUAAGAGUUGAUAUAAUGGCAAUUUUUUCAUGUGUUGAAAAUAUGCUGUGGUCAGUUUGCAACUCAACUCAAGAUCUCAUGAGGCCAACGUCGCAGGCAAAUGGAACAACCUUAAAAAUACACAAUUAUUGUAAUAGCUUACUUCCUGUAAUGGCCGUCUUAUCCACACCUUUGGAGACACUGCAUAAAGCCAUCACAAAGGAAUUAAGUGGAUUUCCGUCAAGUCCUUCUAAGCAACCACAUUCAGUUCCACUGGAGUGGAUUAUAUAUUUAAAGCCAGAAUUAGUCCUGUUCUCAUCUAAAACUCCAUCAGCAGUGGAAAUGGCAGUGCAGGGUCAACUGAAACUGCUCUUAUCCCAACCAUGCUGUAAUUGGAACUUGCUUUUGGAAACGCUGUUGCAUUCUGAUUGUCUGGUUGCAAAGACUUUAUUUGCUUGUUCAAUAAAUGAGAUUGCAAAACGCAAUCAUGAAGAUUCAGAAAGUAACCCUUGUCUGGCUGAGAUGAUCCUUUCAGUUUUAUCCUACUGCACACUAACACCUAAAUUGUUAAGUAUUGUUGUGGAAAAUUACAUGGAUCAAGAGAAACUUUGGGAUUUUUUGUGCUCCAUUACAGGUUGCAGAGCAUUUGUGCCUUAUGUGAUCAGAUAUUUGAAAAAUACUCUAAAGAAAUCUGUGCUUGGUAUAGUGAAGCAAGUAACCUCAUUGAUUGUUUCAAGGGAGCUCAUGGAAUGCCCUAACUCCUGUAUGUAUAAGUAUAGUAUUCCUGAAACUCUGCUUGAUGUUGUCCCUGAAAAAUGGAAGCUUACAUCAAGGAAAACAAAUAUAAAAGCUUCCAAAAAAGGUCUUACAAAACUGAUAGCUGAAGCAGUGUCCAUUGUGAUCGGCAGACUACCUUCAGUAAUUGCUUGUGUGCCUUCCCCAAUAAAGUACCUCUACUCACUGGCUGAGAGAAAAGUAUCAAAGAAAUACUCUGAAUCAAUAAAGACUGGAAUACUUGUUUUGAAUUUGAUUGAUAUUAUCUGUGAAGUACUCCAUGAUGGGAACACUAUAGAAAAUGCAACUGGUCAUGCAUUGUCAACGUGGUGCAAGGAAAAUCUGACUGCCGUUAGUGAAUGUUUGCAAAGAGUCACUGGAAAUAAAACAAAUGAUAACAAAGAAGCAACACAAAAGGUUUUUGACUUCAUUGGGGAAAAGAGACCAAAAUGGAUUGAAAACCAGUUCCUUAAAGCUAACAGUUUAAGCAUCAACAGUGGCUCUGCAAUGCAAGAAGACAGCUCAGUAUUAAAAGACCAAGACAGUGAGCUUGAAUUGACUGAGCAGAGAAUAAACAUGAUGGUCCUGGAUAUCUGCCACAAACCAGGUGGCAGCAAGUACCUGAGGCAAAUUUAUCACAUCAUCCAGCUCAAUGAGGAUUACCUGAAUGCAGAGUUCUCUACACAGGAACCUGACAAGAUUUCGGCACACUCAAGAAAUUUCCAGUUUAACUUGACUGGUGGAGAAGACCAGCUUUCAAGAUUCAACCCUCUGCACAGUUUUAUUUUGCCUGCAUCAGAUGUUCUAAGUGAGCACUCUACUACUGAUUGGCAUUCAUUAUUAUCAUGCUGUUUGGCUGUGCAUCCACUGACCUUCCAGGCACUGCUAGAGAGAAGGUGGGAGACCAAAGACGAAAAUAUUUCCGAAGAGGAGAAGAUGCUGCUGGCACAACUGAAACAGAUGACUUUAAAUACCAACACAUCCUCUGAAAUUCACUGACAACAUUGCUGUUUUCCUUUGUGGAAUAGCAAAGCUUUAGGGAUAUUAUAACUCACUACCUGGGAUGGGGACAAAAUGGGACUGAGCACAAUGGGACUGUAGUUCACAGAAAUCAAUUUUUUUGUCUUUUACUUUCAUCUUUUUACUAUGAGAAGAUAUCAAGAAAUUCAAUAAAAAUACUUUUUGAGUCUAUUA
Xenopus tropicalis (tropical clawed frog) is the source of this 4237-nucleotide messenger RNA. RefSeq names its product KIAA0825. The record is from RefSeq and is a predicted model, not a curated record. The coding region runs from base 260 to 4042 and encodes 1260 amino acids. The transcript has 20 exons. NCBI's taxonomy places the organism in Eukaryota, Metazoa, Chordata, Amphibia, Anura, Pipidae.